CAUUCGAAAUAGGUAAUAUUAAGUAUAUUAUGAAUACAGUAAUUUCGCCCCUGACAGUGUAAAUUUAUCAGGUAUUUCCAGUUCAUGUGUAAAAUUAUAAGCAAAGAAAGUAAGAUUUUUGUUUUAAUAAUUUUUUUUUUAAUUUGAUAUUAUAGAAUGAUUUUGCAUUUAUACAUUCAUUUUGAACAUUUUAAACACUCUUCUGAUUUCAUUUACUACGUAAAACACGAGUCACAGUAGGGUAAAUGAAUUGUUGAGAUUUUGAAAUUGUGUACGGUUUUUUUAUAUUUUUACUCUCGUAAAUCACUUUGAAACGGCAUACAAAAGUGAUGCUCGAAAAGUUUCGUCCGUAAACGUUUUAUGUAGAUAAUUUAACUUUUAUAAUAUAUACCUAUAGACUAUCGGAGACAUUCUUUGGAUUUUUCAGUUUUUGUACCUAAUAUCUACCUAUAUAUGUUAUAAGAUUUUUUUAUUUCAAAUUGUUUAUCGCUGCUCUUAAUAUUUAAAAAAAGUUCACUUUUAUCCGAAUUAUGAAACUGGAAACUUUUUAAUAUAUUAUAAUGAAAACCGCGACCAUAUUAAAAUACUUAAUUAUAUAGGUAUUCAUUUUAAUUAUAAAUAUUAUAAUAUUUAUUUAAUCUAAAUAAUAUGUUAUGCCAGUAGGUACUUACUUAUCUAUGCUGGUAUCAUAAAUAUAACCGUUUAAAGGUUUCAUCGAGAAGUAAACUUUUUCAAUUAAUUGUAAACACGAUGAGCCGAUACGAGAUAAUUGAAAAAUGCAGGCAGUUUUUUUUAUUGUUUUUUUUUUUUUUUUUUACAACAAUGCAUAUAUUUAUUUCCAGACUGUGUUCAUAAUGUAUCUAAUUUGUUUUAAAUCGACAACAAUUAAUUUUCUCGUUUCUUAGUACACGUUUUUAAUUAUAAUAUUAUAGUCGCAUAAUAUUAUUGUCUGAUACUGCAGCCAAUUAAAAAAAUGUCAAUUCAUGGUUUUAAAUAGGUAUCUACCACAAUGAAUACAUUCACAUUGCUGUAUUUAUUUUCAUGUUUGUUAAUUGUAAGUAUAUUGUUACUUGACAUGUUUAAAACAUUAUCAGAACAAACAAUUGUUCACAAUUUCAGGUAUUUCACGAAGUGACGUCGGAAGUAGAAAUUCGUGAUAUCAGUGAGUAAUAUUUUACGAUGAUGAUACAAAUAUUAUGUGUUGAUUUAUUUGUGUUGUGAUGAAUACAUUUUUAAUUGUCAUUUUAGUAAGAAACGUACAUAAGCUAAUGUUAUUGCGAUAGUAAGUAAUGAUAGAAAGUACAAUAAGAAAAUAAAAAGCUAAUACUGGAGAUGGUUGUGUUACUGUUGUAGGUAAGAAGCGAGGAAAGUAGAAUGCAUAAAGUUAUUUGAUUUACAACUAUUUGAAUUGAAAACCCAUUGAUAACGAAAAACGUUUCUGAGUGAAGUUCAGUAAUACAUAUUUUGAAAUGCGGUAAUUUUGACAGUUUUAUUUCAUAUUUUUUUUACCACUAAUUGCAACUCAUAAUGCAAUUUGUGUUAAUUUUACAAGCAUUUUAGUUUGGUCAAAUAAUUAUAUCCACAUAAUAACUAUGAAAUAAAAAAUAAAAUCAAACUGACAUAAUUCGUACGAUGAGUGGGCCACUGUUGUAGGUGAACAUUUGGGAAGGUAGAGGAUAAAUUAAAUUUAUAUCUGUGCGCAACGAUUAAUCAUUGCUAACGAAAAUUAAAGAGAAAAAUGGAGUUCGGUGGUACUUGUUUUAAAAGGUUGUAGUAUUUACGAUUUGAAAAUAAUACAUUUUAUAAAUGUCCUAUUUUUUAUACGUUUUUUCACGAUAAUUACCAUUUAUUAUGAAAAUCCCUGGAAAAAAUUCCGGAAUAAUUAUUUUGAAUUAUUUUCUGAGAGAUAGGUAUCUAUUUUAACUUUAAUGUUAUUAUCAUAAUUUUUUUUUUUUUAAUGAUAUUCUAAGGGCUAAGAAAAUCUGGAUAUAAAUUCAGAAUAUUUCUGCCAAGUCACUUUUUGAAAAACUGUUUGGUAAAUUAAAUUAUUUUUGUCAUAAACUGAGAAAAAGAUAAAUCAUAUGUUUACGAUUUAUUUUUCUUCUUUUUUUUAUUUCGUUUAAACAAAUUUAAUUUAAUGGAGGCACAACACUUAUUGUCUAAAAUUCCAUAUAUAUUAUAAUAAUUAAUUAUUAUAGGUAACUCAAAAUGAGUAAGAAUCCUAGGCAACUUUUUGGUUAUUUGGUCACUGAAGUAAAUAUACCAAAACUGGUGAUAAAUGUAGAACUUAAUUUUAAUAAAUUAUAAAAUAAAUCAUACUAGGAAAAUAUCAUUUGUUCAUAAAAUUAUUCUUCAGUUCAUAAGGUUCCUUCAAAAUCGCAGUUCCCCAUUGCUUCUUUCUCUUAAAACUUUCAGGUGCAAACCGUUCUAUUUUUCCAUUUCCUAUUCUUAAACGCUCUACUAAUUACAGUCAGAAUAAUCUAAUUGACCAAUUAAUGCGUUUGGCCAACACGAACCCUUCAUUUCCGUUGUAAUCUGGUUAUCUAGUUUCGUCUCACUUCUACUGAACUCAAUAAAUUAUACAAUGUAUAAACGUGUAUAAAAAAAACAACUAUUAUAAUAUAAUUAGGAUCGUUUUCAAAUAUCCCAUAGAACGUGGUACAUUUUUCUUCUUAUGUUUUUCCUGAUAGGCAGAAACUAUAAUCAGAUAAUAGUAUAUAAAAUAAAUUGUUCUUCUUUAAUAAAUUAACUUGUUUAGCAUUAAUAAUUUAACGGAAUUUUAAUUCAAUUCGAUAUUGUUAUUUUUAACACAGCCGAUGAACCCGAAAAUAAACCAAUACACAGUAAAGGCGAAAAAAUCGACCAGUCCAAAGGAUAUCAGAGACAAUCACGUACGUAAUAAAUAACAACUUUUGUAUAAAUUAUAAAUUACUAUUUCUAUUAUAAAUUGCAAUAUAGUUGUAAAAGCAACACGCAAGUAUUUUCCUUAAUUUUAUUAAAUGAAUUCAUUACAAUUUAUAUAAAAUCUCCAAUUUAAUGAAAGUACAACACUAAUGUUUCGGAUAAGGAUAAGUUUCUACACAACCUGCAUUUGCAUAAAAUGAGGUUCAUAUAUAAGUUCUAAGACAAGUGUAGCAAAAGGACAUAGCAAUGUGAAUAAUUCCUAUUCGGGAAUAAAAUUAUAUAAUAUUAUGUUAGCUCUUACAUAUACUUAAAAACGAGACGUGUAUAUUUAUCUUUUGCAAUUCUUUUUCAUACAAUUUAAAAUUAAUCGUACUAAAUAAGUUAACGUGUGUUUAUGAAUGUAAUAGGUCAUUACGUAUUUGCAUACUUCAACAUGGUCAACUUUAUGGACGUAUUUUGUAAUUUAAACUAUAUAUAAUUCUGUCACCUUUUAGUGCAUGUAUAUAGGUGUUUUAUAAAUAUUUUCAAAAAAUUUCAGUGGAAUUGAGAAAAUAUUUGUCCAAUGACUAAUGUUGAUAAACAUAUAUUGAAUAUCAAAAAGGUUUUUUCUUUAAAUCCAGGCAAUCCGCGUAUUACAUUAGCCGAUAUUCAAUUAUUAUGAAACAUAACUCAAUGCUGCUAUAAAUUAUAAUAUAAUUAUUGUAAAAGAUAAAAUGAUAAAACAAAUUCAAGUUUACCAGUUCAAACUAGAUGAUAUGAUGCGAUUAUUUAUAAAUGCAUUAUGUAUAUUUUUUUUUGUGCAUAUUUAAAAAUGUCAGUGUAUUAAUUAUAUUGAAGCCUUUUUAGUGCAUAUUUCGCUGGUUUUUAAUGCGUAUAAAUAUUUGCUCUAAUAACUAAUAUGAAAAUAGAAUGAAGUUCUUAAACAAAGUUAAGAGCAUAACAAUUUUUGAAAUAAUAUUUUUACUAAAAAUAUAGUAUAUAAAUUAAAAUUAUUAUUGUUAUUAAAGUAAUCAAUAAAAUAUAUGACUAAUUUAGUAAGAUUUGAAUAGUAAUAAAUUAUACACGUGCAGGAAUUAGCAUUAUGUUAUGUCCUUAUACAAAGUACUUUAGGGAAGAGAAACUAAUAUAUUAUCUAACAUUUAUACACUUGUUGGAUAUGAUAUGUCUUUUUUCACUCAAACAUAGGAACAAGCAUAGGUAGGUAUCUCAGUUUGUGUAAAUGGAGGUUGUGCAGGACUUAACAUUCCUCAAUACUAUAGUCAAAAACAUUUUAAUAUAAGUACCUAUGGCUAAAAGUACAUAAUAAUUAAUGUACAGUGACAUAUUAUAAUAGCAAUAAUAUAAUGCAAUUUGUUGUUUAAAAUUGGUAUUAUAAUUGUUUUAUAUAUUAUAGCCAACAAUGAAUCUAAACAGUAUUAUGUCGAAGAACCUGUAAGUCAAGAGGACGAAUCUAAAAUGCAAUUAGGUAGUGUACAACUUUUGUUUAUAUUGAUAUAUUUGAUAUAUUGGCUACUAUUUUUUUACAUAAACCACUGACUAGUAUGUACAGGACUACUAAGCAACACAUGAAAGGGUGUGGGAAAAUCACAAAAAUAUCUAUGUAAAGAAAAUUAGGUACAGAUUUGAUUGUCAAUAAGAAUUGUGGACUUUGCGUCCUACUUUUCGCCUUAGAAAUUAAUGUAAACCAAUUAACAGUAACCCAAAUAGUUGGGUUACAGUUAUUUUUUCAUGAAAAUGCUUAAAAUAUAAAUAAUUUAUAAUUCAGUUUUAAAAUGUUUAAGAUAAUUUAUUACAAAUUAUUUAAUAUGAUAAUAGUGGCGACUUUUAUAGGACAUAAACAGUGUUAUCAGUAAUUAUUAAUAGAGUAAAAAUUAAUAAUCCGAAAUUCUGAAGUAUGCAGAUAAUAUAAUACUGAUACUCUCAUAAAUCUAUAAAGAAGAACCCCAACAUGCGAGGCAUUAUAUAGCGUUACCUAGCAUAUAAAUACGUAUUUGGAUAUAAGUAAAACUAAAUUUUUGAUAAUGUGUAACGAAAAAAAAUCUUGCCAAAUUUCCAAAGUAACGAUGAAUUAUAUAUAAAUAGUUACAUCUACAAAUCAUAAUCAAAUAGAAUAAUAACGCUAUAAACUAAUUAAUCAUUUCAAACUCAUAUCAUAAUUUUUAUUAUAGAUAUAGUAAAUAAAUACAUAAAAAAAAUAUAUACAUAAAAAUAAAAAGUGAAUAAAUGCGUUGCCCGAUCGCUUGGUUAAAUAUUUAAUCUUGCUAAAUAUUUAGACUCUCUCAUAAAAUACAAAUGUUAUAUGAUUACUGAAAUUUCUAUAAAAAAACACGUAUGAUUUUAUUGAUAAAGUUAGCAAAAUUAAUAUUGAGCCAGGUUACAAAACGAUUUUUCAUGACGUCAAAAAUAUUAAUACAUCCAUUCCUAAACACGAAAUAGUAAAUAUUUUAAAAAAUAAACCGAUAUAUAGUAAUAAAUUCAAUACAAACAAAAUUACAAGAAAUUAUUCAAUCAAAACUAUUUCCAAUAUAAUAAUAAAUCAUAUUCACAAAAAGAAGGGUUAAUUAUGAGUGUUCCUUCAAUUGCCCUUUUAUCUGAAAUUUAUAUACAAAUUUAUGAAACCAAUACUUUUAUUAGAUAUGUUGAUGCGCAUUUAUUUUGUUUAGAGGUACAAAUAAACAAGCAGAAAAUUUAGUUAACUACUUAAACAAAAUAAAUAAAAACAUUCAAUUUGCAUUCAAAAUACAAAUUAAUAAUAAAUUAAAUUUCUAAGAUCUUACAGUUUCCAUAAUAAAGAAUACAUUUGAUUAAAGUAUUUACAGGAAACCUACACAAACUGAUGCUAUAACACUACAUGAUUAUAAUCACUGUUAUUCUUAAAAAAUAUCAUUUUUAAAUUCAAUAACCUAUAGGCUUGAACGUAUUCCAUUAAAUAAACAUAAUUAUUAACACGAACUCAAUAUUAUCUAUAAUAUAGGCUAUAGAAAUAAUUUUAGUUUAAACAUUAUUUAAAAAUACUUAAACGUAUUAAAGAAAAAUAAUACACAACUCACCAAACAGUGUUGGUAACUACUGUGGUUGCCGCCGCAACUAGAGACGGAAAUAAAUAAAUAUCCACGGUCACGGUAAGGACAGCUGGCGCACACACACGCACACAAAUUAGAUUAAGUUUUUGUCAAUAAUUAUUGUUAGUAGUUUUAAGUUUCGUAAGAGAUUAACGCAGUACGGCGGACCGGUGUACCUGUAACUACCUUAAGUCUAUUUUAACCGUUUGUUCCGCGAGCAUAGGUACCGUAGGUAAAGUUUUUUUUUGUGUGUAAACUCUUAUUAACAUUGCUGCUCUAAUGGCUUAUAUACUUGAAGUAUUCCAGCGUCUCGAAUAGGCGUCUGUUUAAUAUUAAACCGAAAUACUAUUGUUACCUACUAUUAUUAUUGUUGCCAUUGUGAAUUUAUAUUGCUGUUGUGUAUUAGUUUUUAAUUUAGGAAUAGGUACAGGUAGCAGCUAGCCAGCAGUGCAGCGACUUACUGCGGGUUUAAUUUUGUAUUUACUUCAGUAGAUAUUUAUGAUAUAUUGUUAAAGGUUUCGCUAACCGCCAAAUAAUUCACUAUUUUAUAUAUUCCCAAAUCACCACGAUUUUCCUAAUUAUUUAUUUGUGCAUUCCGAUAUUAUUGUAAUUUUCUUGCUAUGAAUUAUUUAUCAUUUACAUCGCUUAGCUUCUGAAAUUAGUAUUACAUAUCAGCGGAGUUACCAAUUAAUUUACCGUCUUCAACUUUAUUUAGUUACCUUUUUCCGUUUUUAUAAGUACACACGCGUUCUCGUAUACACAAAUACCUAUAUGUUUUUACAGAACAAGCAUAACAUAGCUCGACAGCAUUCGCCCGGCGACCUCGACAACUGCUGUUUGAGCUAUUACACCACUACACACCCAGCUGUCCCUCCAUACCUUGUACCUACUACCUAGGUGUUGAUGGUGAGCAUAAUAUCGCUUUGCGCUCCCGGUCCGUUCAAUUGUAGUAUGAAAUAUUAAAAUAAUAUGUCUAAUAUAUUUACAAAAAUUCUGAAUAAUAAUACAAAUAAUGUAAAAAUCGCUUUUUAGACUAAUAGUAAUUUAAUCAAAGACAUAAACAAUAGAACUAAAAACUUCACGAAAAAUCCCCCCUUCGUUUGAAAAUGCUGGUUUAUAGAAACCCUUUAGUGUAACAGUAAUAAAUUGUAUGUAGGUAAGACAAAUAGAAAUAUUGAAAUAAGAUACCAACAAUAAAUUUCUGAAAUGAAAUUAAAAAUUACUGCCCCUAAUUCAAAUUUUGCUAAACAUGUUUUAGAGAAUAAUUAUAGUAUAAGCUUUGAAAUUGAUACAGACUUAUAGAUAUUAAAUACCAAAAGGAAACAUUUAAAUUAAUUCAGUUUUAAAAGAAUUACAUAUACACAAUGAACUAAAGACAAAUAAUUUUAAUAAUAUUUUAAAUAUACAAACCGAUUUUAAAAAUAAUAUAAUACAAUUACGUUUACAAUAGACAAUACAUUUUAGAUAAUAAAUAAUAACUGAAUGGUUUAUAUUUCUUAACAUGUCUAUGUAUAAUAAUAACCAAUUUUAAUUAAUCUCUCUUAUUAAAAUAAAUUAUUUCUAUAUUCUAUGUAAAAAGACCAAUUUUCAUAAAAAAAUGUCUAUGUAUUCCUUCAUUUAAUUUUUAUAUUCAAUCACGUUUUACAUUUUGAUUGUGAUUAACUCGAUGAUGAAUUUUUAAUUUGAAACCGGUCGUAUUAUAUACUUAUCAUAAUACUUAUUAGAUAUGUAAAUAUAUAAGAAUAUUUAUAUAUGUAUAGGAAUUAGCAUAGACAAUAUUAUGUAAAUGAUGGUUGUGUAGUAAUUUACUAUUCUUAAGCUUUUAGUAAGAAGUAUACAGAGAUAAUAGUAUAUUUUAAAUAUAACAUUAUACGAGUAAGUACUAUGUGAGCAGUUAGGUAAUAAUUAUUGUUUAAAAAAUAUUACAACAUUAAAAGUGUAACUAAAUUUAUUUUUUCAAAUAGGCAUUAUUAUUAUGUAUAUUAUACAGUCAAGACAGUAUUUAAACCAUAUUCCACUUAACCCGAAAGGCACGAGGAAUCUGGAAUGCAAUUAUAUAGUAUAUAACCGUUGUUUAUAAUAAUAUACAUUUGAUUUAUUUGCUAUUAUUUGUGCACACAAAAUGUUAACUAAAAUAUGCAGCACUGCCAACGAACAGUCGGAUGAGGUUAGGGAACUAAUCGCAAAAAGGUAUAAUUAGAACAGAUAACUGGGAUAAAUUACUUUUUGAAUCUAAGCAUCAUAUAUUAGAUAAACUUAAAUAUUCCUCCUAAAUUGAAAUACGAUAUUCAGCUAGAAGGAAUUGUUAUUUUUUUAUAAAUAAAUAAUUUUUAAGUAUAAAAUUUUAUUUUGUACACAUAGUAGAACUGGAGCUCAUAAAGGAAAGUCCAAUGAUCUCUACACCUUUUUCUACCUAAUCUUUCAGACGCAAUUCCAGUAGACACUUAAUUAUUUACUAAUAUAAAUAUAAACUACUAUUCAUUAUAGUAUAUAAACAAUUUUAUUAAAUAUACAUAAAGUGGACUGUUCAUUUAGUGAAACUUUGUUAGAACCGAAAAAAGUUUACUUAUCAGUACAAAGUAUAUAGAACUAACAUUGCAUACUAUUUUUUAUUAAUAGAAUAAGUUUCACCGAAAAAAGUUAUAGGCUAGUUUUUAUCAUAAUCGAUUAAGCAGUUCUAGAUAUUUUUAGUAACAAAGUAACAACAUGCGAUAAGAUAUGUGAAAGUUUGAUAUUGUUGAUAGUGAGAAGUGGUUAUGGGAGUUUAAUGUGAAAAGGAGUGAAGAGAGAAUGAAGGAGAAUGAAAAGGAAUACUGAGAUAGAUGGUUUGUUAAGGGAAUGUAAUAUAGAUAAAGGCUAGGUUAGCGGUUACAACGAUAGAUAUUUAAUUUAAUAUUGGCAAGGACUUAUGAUUACAGCUAUAUGAAUAAAUUAAAAUUGAAUUGAUUAAUUAGUUACCGGUUUAUUAUAUAAUUGUUAUAUUAUGUUUGUGUAUUCAACUCGUCAUAGUCAACGCUAGCAUGGAAAUUAAUAUAAAUUCAAAUUUUAAAGACAAAAAUAUUUGUUCACGAUUUAAUUUCUUAUUUAAAUAAGUCUUUAAUAAUUUAGUCGGGGUGCAACUGUAAUUUUUUAGACAAAAGUUCUCUUCGUGCGUCCGGUUACUAAGGUUGUCUCUUAACUUUGAAAAAUGUCUUUGAAUUCGAUUUCCUAUCUAUUUUCAAUACCAACUUUUUGAUGUUCCCAUUAGGCGUGUUUUCUGUUUUAAAGACUUCUUAUUACUUUUCUUAUUUUUCUUUUGAUCAUUCCUAUCUGGUAGUUAUCCCUAUCAUGUGAAAAAUAAAUUAUGUACUAUUAGGGGUCAAAACAAAUUUUUUUUUUAUGUCACCUUUAUUUUAAAGAUUGAUCGGAUGAUCGAUCCAUUGUAUGACUAAUCAAAGAUUCGUCAAAAGCUUGAUAUUUAAAAGACGUUGGUCUGCAGAACUACUCACGAUUUUGGGUUUCUUUCCUCUUUUCUGGACGGUUCCUUUGAUUCUCCUUCACUUUUAGUUAGGGUCUAGUUCCGCGUUUCUUCUUAUCCUUCUAUCGAUCGUAUACUAUUUUUGUUCAUUUUAAUUCCACUGAUUAUAGUAAUUAUCAUGCUCUAUACCGCAUGCUUCGAAAUGAUAAUACAGACAGUUAAUUCUGGCAAUACUUUUAUUUCUUGCGCUUUAUCUGUCGUUUUUGUAUUUAAUUGCCGUUUAGAGUUAGUAAAAGUAUAAACAAAUAAAAUUAUAGAAAUUAUUAUUAUAAUAAGUACAAAACGAAUAGGCACCGUAAAUAAAAUUAAAAUACUAGUAAUGCAAUGUGGUGUAUUUUUUUUUUUCUUCAUCUCGAAUUAUUUUUUUUUUAAAUACAGUUUUGGCAAAAAAUGGACCACAUGUCAGUGAGUUUAAAAACCACAAAUAUGACGGUAAAUUUUAAAUUAUAUGUCUUAUGAAUAGCUUUAGUGUUAUAAUUAUUAACUUAAUAUAAUAAAAAAAAGAACAAAUUAGCAGAUAAUUGAUUAUAGUUCAAUAAUAACUACAAAUAAACAAUUAAUAUUAUUGAUAUGUAGUUUUAAAUAUAAUAUUUUUAUGUUUAGAGUUAAAUCCAGACAAAAUAAUAGUAGUAUACCAAAACAUAAAAUAUUUAUAUAUGCUAUAUUUUACUUUAUCAUUAUUUAAAAUAUUAAACGUAAAACGUAAAUGUUCAAUGUUUAAAUAUUUAGGAUCGAAUGAAGAUUUGAAGUUACACGAUGAUCAAGGAUAUUUAUCAGAGCAAAACAUAACACCCUGUAAGCUUCAAAUUUACUAUAGAACACCUUUUUCAACCAUUAAAUGUUCGGUUUUACUUUGGUUUUUUCUAAAAUAUCAUAUUUCAAUUCUGAAAUAAAUAUUAUUUUACUAUAGUAUCUUAUUGUAUUCAAUUAAUUUUGAUAUUUUUUAUUUUAGUGGGCAUUUUUGCGGUUUACGACUGGUGGAGUAAAAUGCCUCAAUCAGGCCUGAAUCAGAUACAUGCAACUGGUACGUGCAUACGUAUAGACGAAAAUAGAUGGGGAGGUGGUUAGGUACCCUAAAAUUACUAUAGCCCACCACACAAUUCAAUGAUUUUAAUAUAUAAUACAUCGCAUAGAAUAAAGAAGAACAUAAAAGCAAAAAUAAAAAAAAAAUAGAAGUAUAAAUAAUUAUACUACAUAAUGAAAAACUGCCUAAUAGGAACAAAAUAUUUUAAACCUAGUUGUUAAAAACCACGAUUGAUGUUGGGUCUAACAUAAUUAAGUAUAUAUGUGGAUUGACGCAUUGUGAAUUAUAUGUCUGUAGUCUAUAGCUAAAUUUAUAACACGUGGAGAUAAUAAUGAUAAUAUGAAAUUUUGAAAAAAAAAUUGUGCAAGAGACAAAACCUCAGAUAUGGUUUUUAAAAAUCUUAAACUAUAUGAGAGCUCAUUAUUGAAUUAUGGCCUUUUAUUAUUCUAAAAACCAAUGAAGCCCAGUUUUUAUUGUGGAAGGAAUUCUCAUCGUUAAAGUUAUCAUAAAAAGUCAAAUAAAUUUUAAAUUAAAAAACUACUUUAAUAUGUAUCAUUAUUUCGACCGUAAAAUGUUUUUUUUUAUUUUAGGUCACGGAGCAGGCUCAAGCAUGGAUCCUGUUACACGAGCACGAAUUUUAAAAGCAAAUAUAACACCCAGUAAGCUAUACUAUACAAAAUAUUUAGUAUAUAAAUAUUAUUACAAAAUAUUAGUAAUGAUAUACAAAUUAGGUACAAGUGACCAAUUUAUUCAUGGUUACUCGAUUAUAAUAUUGCUUUGAAAAAUAUCAUUUUAUAUGCAAGAUAUAUUUAUAAAAAUGAUGUUUACAAUGGGUGACGAUGAUAAAUUUGGUACAAGUAACUCAUAAUAAAUCGAUAUGUUGCUAUUUUUGUAAUAAUAUUAUAGAGGGAAUGGAAAUUUUACAAGAAUGGUUAAGAGAUAUACCGAUUAUGGACUUGGAUCAGAGCGAAGACGAAAAACGUAAAGGUAAACUGAAACUAGUUUUUAAGAGAUUAUUAUUUUUAGAUAUUAUUUUUAUGAGAUGAAUAUAAAUAAUAAAACUCACGUAAUUUUUUUUUUUUUUUUUUAAUGCAUAAAACUCAUCAUCUCGGAAAGUGUGAACUUUUACAGAAGAUAAAAGUUCAAUAAAUUUAAUACAUUCUGAAAUAAUAAUAAUAAUUUGCAUUAAAAAAAUCACCUUGUAUACAGUACCAAAUUAAUGUAUUAUUAUUAUUGUUACUUUUACAUAUACCGUUAUAGAUAAAAAUACUCAACCCAAUAGUAAGUAAAUGUAAUUUCUGUAAACAUGAUUAAACUAUGUGAUAAUUUUAAUUAAAAGGUUUUAAUAUUCAGCGAUUAUGUUACUCGAUGUUUCUGACGUUACUUGCUCAUUUUUAGAUUAUAAAAGUUCGUUCAAUGUUCAACCCCUAAAUAGUUUUUUUUUUUUUUUAUAUCAUUUUUUACCUUGUGUUUGGAUAAUACACCUCUGGAAUUUCGAUUAAUAUUAUUUUUCUUUUAUUAUUAGUGUUCUGCUUUUUUAAGAUUUGGACUUAAACGCAAACAACUUGUGUUUCAUUAUCGACAUCGUAAAAUUUUGUAUGUCUAUAAAACAGCGAAUUUUAUACUUAGAAAGUUAGUUUAACUUCUAAAAUUCAAAGGAAAAAAUUAUGGUAAAAAUGGGAAAUGUCCAUUUAAAAAUCACAAACUGUAUUGUUCGAAUGCGUGAAUCUGAUGGUUAAUAAAAAAUGCAGAUACUGUGAACAUUUAUAUUAUGUUACUAGUCGUAUAUGUAUAACAACAAACUAAAAAAACAUAACUAAAAUUGCACGCAUUUAAUAUAAUGAGUGUUUUUAAUUACUAUUUCUUCAUUGAAUAAUAAACAUUAGAUAUAUUUACGUUCAACGAUUAUGAAGAAAAUAGGGAUGGAAGUAGACCGAUAGUGAAAAUGAUCAAAUUAUACAUAACAAUACUAUAACUAUUAAAUAUAUUUAUGAAAUUGUACACGAUAUAUUUUUUAUUAUACAGGUCAAACUGGAGAAUCGGAUAAUGGUCCAAUAGAUAUUCCAAUAAUAAAACAUUCAACAUCCAGUAAGUAAUAUUAAAAUCAACUAGCUUAAUAGUUUUUUUCUUUUGAGCAAAAACAAGUUAUUAUUUUUAUUAGGCUCCGAUGCGUUAUUAUUAAUGUUUUAAAUAUUCCUAAUUAAUAUCAUAAAUGAUCUUAAAAUAUCUAAAAUUUAAGCGGAUUGCACGUAUAGGCAUUUUUAGAAAAAAGAAUAUUUAACUUUCCAAGAUAAUGAGUGUACCCACUUAAAUGAAUCGCCUGGUAUAAUACUUAAGUGUUUUUUUUUUCAUAAAUAAAAUUGUCCAAAAUGAAAAAUUCUGAAAAGUUAAUACUCUCCUAAAGAAUUAGUAUCUUAUCGAGAAUAUACCUUACAUAGUAAAUAGUAAUUUCACAUUUAUAUUUAUUUAGUUUUUUUCUGUUUUUCAAGAAUCCAAUGGCGAAAUGCCAUCAAAUACAGACAAUACGCCGGUACAAGACCUCAAACUGCCAGGUAAAAUGGAUAUUUGAUGAAUUUCAACUAGUUUAUUUUGAAAACUAUGAACUAGACUUUUAGCUAGUUCAUAUUUGCGUGGAUUCUAAACUUGAAUUAAUUCCUUUGAAAAAUAACUUUAACAUCCCUUAUAAUGUUGUGAAAAAUACUAAUUCGUUUUAGUUAAUUAUUUUAUUAUUGCUUUCAAGGUUUAGAAAAAUCAAAACCAGAUGUUAAUAACUCAGCAGGAGAACCGAAUAAUUAUGUUAUGCGAAAAAUCGUGUAUCACACAGACGACCACGGAAAUCAAUUUGUCAUGCGAAGGACUGAAGCGAGAUUUGAACCUGGAUCAGAAGCAAAUUUUCCCAACUACAAUAUUCCAGAAUUAUCACGUCCGGAAAGGCCCUAUGACAGGCGGCCGACGAAAAUGUAUUCCCAUAAGCGCAAAGUUUUUCCCGAACCACUUUUUGACCCACCAGUACCGUCGUUUUUCUCGGCACCACCACCACCAGUACGAUCGAUUUUCCGGCACCAUAACCACCACCGAUGAUGCACGUGAUACGCUAUUACUGAUUUAGAAUAUUGAUAACGUAUAAAUAUAUUGUAUAGAGUUUUUAAUGAUAAUACUAUAAUUGAUGUAAUAAAAACUUCAGAUCAGACAUUUAUAUGAUUUAUAUUUUGAUUGGGCACCUAUACUGUGGCUUGGUGUAUGAAAAGCCAAC
Molecule: messenger RNA, 13760 nt
Organism: Cinara cedri
Lineage: Eukaryota; Metazoa; Arthropoda; Insecta; Hemiptera; Aphididae
Source: the annotation of a GenBank genome assembly